AUGGAUGGUAAUAUCUGUCAGGAAUUGGCACAAUUGGAGCUCUUAUGCAAACAAUUGUAUUCAUCGACGGAUUCAAUUGAAAGAAACAAAGCGGAGACAACUUUAGCGCUGUUAACUCAAUCACCCACUUGUCUGUCGAAAUGUCAACUACUUCUGGAAAGAGGAGAUUCUUCAUACGCGCAACUAUUGGCCGCAACGACGUUAACAAAACUUGUGACCAGAAAUCCAAACAUAUUAUCACAUCAGCAACGACUGGACAUAAGAAACUAUAUCUUAAACUAUUUGGCUUCGCGUCCAAAGUUAGCACCGUUUGUGACACAAGCUUUGGUACAACUGUUUGCUCGCAUAACAAAACUCGGAUGGUUUGAGACCGACAAAGAAGAGUUUGUCUUCAGAAAUGUCUUACCACAAGUCAAACCAUUUCUUACGGGUCCCGUUGAAUAUGCCAUAGUUGGUGUUCAAUUGUUAUCGCAAAUGACAUGUGAAAUAAAUCAAAUAAGUGGAUCCGAUGCCAGCCGUUCCAUAACAAAGCAAAGAAAGAUUGCUUCUUCCUUUAGAGACAACCAUUUAUUUGAAACGUUUCAAUUGGCUCACGAAAUGUUAAGGGGAGCCCUUCAGACGUGGAAAGAUACCAAAUUUCUUGAUGAAUCUCAACAGAAUUUGGUCAGCAAUCUUCUACGUCUUGCUCUUAAUUGUCUCUCAUUUGACUUCAUUGGCACCUCUCCUGAUGAAUCUUCUGAUGACUUGUCGUGUGUCCAAAUCCCGACGAGUUGGAGACCAGCUUUUCUUGAUUUUAAUACAUUACAGCUUUUCUUUGACCUCUUUCAUUGUCUGCCGCCAUCAUUAGCACCAAUUGCACUGUCAUGUUUGGUUCAAUUUGCAUCAGUGCGACGCUCUCUCUUCAAUAACACAGAAAGAGCUAAAUUUCUUAUGCAACUCGUGACUGGUGUUCGUUAUAUUUUAGAGAAUCCUUCGGGACUUUCAGAUCCCGGAUGUUAUCAUGAAUUUUGUAGACUAUUAGCGCGACUCAAAUCAAACUAUCAAUUAAGUGAAUUAGUUAAAGUUGACGGAUAUCCAGAAACUAUAGCUUUAAUAACCAAAUUUACAGUAACAAGUCUUCAGAUGUGGCAAUUCGCUCCCAAUUCAAUCCAUUAUUUACUAAGUUUAUGGCAACGAAUGGUUGCAUCAGUUCCUUAUGUAAAAGCCUCUGAACCACAUUUACUCGAAACAUACACUCCAGAAGUUACCCGCGCCUACAUUACAUCGCGAUUAGAAUCAGUUAGUGAUGUUGUUAGAAAUGGUUUGGAAGACCCUUUUGAUGAUAUUGGAAUGGUUCAACAACAAUUAGACCAACUGUCCACAAUAGCCCGGUGUGAAUAUGAGAAGACUUGUGCUUUAAUUGUCCAAUUAUUUGAUCAAUCGGCUCAAACUUAUCAAGAGUUACUUCAAAAUCCAACGUUAUCACAGAUGGAUGUGACCAUACAAGAAGGUCGACUUACGUGGUUGGUCUAUAUUAUUGGUGCCGCUAUUGGCGGACGUAUAUUCCUAAAUAGCACCGAUGAACACGACGCCAUGGAUGGAGAGUUAGCUUUUCGUGUCCUUCAACUUAUGAAUUAUACAGAUUCGCGGUUAGCUCAGGGUGGUUGUUGUAAGAGACUGGAACUGGCGAUGCUUUCCUUUUUUGAACAGUUUCGUAAAAUAUAUGUCGGCGAUCAGGUCCAGAAAACAUCUAAAGUUUAUCGAAGACUUUCUGAAGUGUUAGGACUUACGGAAGAAACUAUGGUUUUAAGUGUUUUCGUUAGAAAAAUAAUCACUAAUUUGAAGUUUUGGGGAAAUAGUGAACUUAUUGUUACAAAAACAUUGCAAAUACUCAAUGAUUUAUCGGUUGGCUAUAGCAGUGUCCGAAAACUGGUCAAAUUAGAUGAAGUUCAGUUCAUACUUAACAAUCAUACCAGUGAACACUUUCCCUUUUUGGGCAGUUCUGCACAGAUAAGUGAUAUGCGCUGUCGGUCAACACUUUAUACAUCUUUAGGUCGACUUCUUAUGAUAGAUCUCGGAGAAGACGAGGAAAAGUUUCUCACUUUUAUGAGUAGUUUAACCGCUCAAUUUGAUUCAUUAGCGUUGUUGUUAAAGUCUAACUCCAUGUUUAACGUGGAAGAAGCAAAGAAAGGAUUGAUUGGUUUGGCCCGUGAUCUCAGAGGUCUCGCGUUUGCUUUUAAUACUAAAACAAGUUUUAUGAUGUUAUUUGAAUGGAUAUAUCCAGCGUAUACUCCAAUACUUCAUACAGCUGUUGAGCACUGGUAUCACGACCCUCAAGUAACGACACCAGUGCUUAAAUUGAUGGCUGAAUUGGUUCAAAACCGGUCUCAAAGACUACAAUUUGAUGUUUCUUCACCCAACGGGAUAUUAUUGUUUCGGGAAACGAGUCGAAUGAUUGUUAAUUAUGGCACUCGUAUAUUAACUUUGGGAGACAUACCUAAAGAACAAAUAUAUCCAUUAAAGCUUAAAGGGAUAUCAAUAUGUUUUUCAAUGCUUAAGUCAGCUCUUUGUGGAGGAUAUGUAAACUUUGGUGUUUUUCAUUUAUACGGUGACACAGCAUUGGAUGACGCGCUCAAGACUUUUAUUAACUUAUUGUUAUCAAUACCUCAAUCAGAUUUAUUGAAUUACCCGAAGUUGAGUCAAACAUAUUAUGUAUUAUUGGAGUGUUUAGCUCAGGAUCACAUGAAUUUUUUGGCUAAUUUAGAGCCAAAUGUCUUUCUAUAUAUCCUCUCUUCUAUAUCGGAAGGGCUCAAUGCAUUGGACACAAUGGUGUGCACCGGUUGUUGUGCAACAUUGGAUCAUAUCAUCACAUAUUUGUUUAAAUGGCUCUCAAAAAGCAAUAAGAAGUCAUCGCAAAGUAAUUUAGUUCGUGAAAGUGAAACCUGUCUUAAAGUAUUGGAAUUACAACCGGAAAUAUUGCAGCAAAUGUUGUCAACAAUUUUAAAUAUAAUAAUGUUUGAAGAUUGUAGAAAUCAAUGGUCAAUGAGCCGACCCCUGUUAGGACUCAUUUUGCUUAAUGAAGAAUAUUUCAAUCAAUUAAGACAAAGCAUUAUAAGUCAACAGCCGUCAGAUAAACAGUCAUCGAUGGCUCAAUGGUUCGACAAUCUCAUGGAAGGCAUCGAACGAAGUCUACUCACCAAAAAUCGCGACCGGUUUACACAAAAUUUGUCGGUAUUUCGUCGCGAUAUUAAUGAUUCCCUUAAAGGCCCGGCUAUGACCAACUCUAACGCUACUAUUGGCGCUUCAGCUGAUAAUAUGAUGAAUUGA
This is a messenger RNA of Oppia nitens, 3306 nucleotides long. It is a transcript of the gene Ranbp16, whose product is annotated as exportin-7-like. Gene Ontology annotation, biological process: protein export from nucleus. The record is from RefSeq and is a predicted model, not a curated record. Gene Ontology annotation, cellular component: nuclear pore; cytoplasm. The transcript has 16 exons. Lineage: Eukaryota; Metazoa; Arthropoda; Arachnida; Sarcoptiformes; Oppiidae. The coding region runs from base 1 to 3306 and encodes 1101 amino acids. Gene Ontology annotation, molecular function: small GTPase binding; nuclear export signal receptor activity.